Molecule: messenger RNA, 2021 nt
Organism: Eubalaena glacialis (North Atlantic right whale)
Lineage: Eukaryota; Metazoa; Chordata; Mammalia; Artiodactyla; Balaenidae
Gene: MSI2
Product: musashi RNA binding protein 2
Exons: 11
Coding region: 8-775 (255 amino acids)
Cellular component (GO): cytoplasm
Molecular function (GO): RNA binding
Source: RefSeq, a predicted model, not a curated record
CUCAGAUAUGGAGGCAAAUGGGAGCCAAGGCACCUCGGGCAGCGCCAACGACUCCCAGCACGACCCCGGUAAAAUGUUUAUCGGUGGACUGAGCUGGCAGACCUCACCAGAUAGCCUUAGAGACUAUUUUAGCAAAUUUGGAGAAAUUAGAGAAUGUAUGGUCAUGAGAGAUCCCACUACGAAACGCUCCAGAGGCUUCGGUUUCGUCACGUUCGCAGACCCAGCAAGUGUAGAUAAAGUAUUAGGUCAGCCCCACCACGAGUUAGAUUCCAAGACGAUUGACCCCAAAGUUGCAUUUCCUCGUCGAGCACAACCCAAGAUGGUCACAAGAACAAAGAAAAUCUUCGUAGGCGGAUUAUCUGCGAACACGGUGGUGGAAGAUGUGAAGCAGUAUUUCGAGCAGUUUGGCAAGGUGGAGGAUGCAAUGCUAAUGUUUGAUAAGACGACCAACAGGCACAGAGGGUUUGGCUUUGUCACUUUUGAGAAUGAAGACGUUGUGGAGAAAGUCUGUGAGAUUCAUUUCCAUGAAAUCAAUAAUAAAAUGGUAGAAUGUAAGAAGGCUCAGCCGAAGGAAGUCAUGUUCCCACCUGGGACAAGAGGCCGGGCCCGGGGACUGCCUUAUACCAUGGAUGCUUUCAUGCUUGGCAUGGGGAUGCUGGGCUACCCCAACUUUGUGGCAACCUAUGGCCGCGGCUACCCUGGAUUUGCUCCUAGCUAUGGCUAUCAGUUCCCAGACUAUUUGCCGAUUUCACAAGACAUAAUUUUUAUCAACUAGCUCUUAAGAGAGGCAUAACAAAUUGGGGUUUGCUACCAUUACUAGAGAGAGGACACAGUCCCUGCCGGGGCCACCCCACUGCUGUCAGUGCCCACUGAACACUGUCGUAGCUGCCUGUUGGAACGAAUGUUCUUUUUCUCAUUUUUAAUUCUUGGAAAAGACUCCUGUCCUCAAUGCUUCUUUCAGUUUUUUAAAAGCAAUUUUAUUCUCCAGUCCCCUCCCAGUUUGCUUCUCGUAUGCACUGUGAACACCUCCCCACGUAUUCCACCUGCCACCCUCCCAGAAUGUAAUGGGGCCAGAGGGAAACUUCUCACAAACUUUGUAGAGCCUUCCUCAAGGGAAUCUAGGAAGAAGGCAUCAAAUUAUUUUAAAUAAUUAUCAAAUAGGCUUGUUGGGGCAUUUCAUGGGUGAGCUUUUAAGUGCUGGUGCCCACAGGGGUUGGGGAUAUGUGACUUGGAGCACCUAUGUCCUGUGGCGGACAGAACCAGAAGUGAACACACACACACACACAGAGACUAUUCAAUAAGUACUAAUGUGAACGAUCUAAUCUGGAAGAAAAAUUAUAUAAACAUUAUCUGGUUGUCUUUGUCUUUGGGGGCCAGUCCCUCAGUGGUUGUUGCUAUAAUAAUACACAUCUGUCUUCGGGAAGGGACAGUGGAGGCACCGAGGUGCUGGCACCACAUCUCAGGCCCUGUGGGCACCGAUCCACACUGGGUCCCUCUUUCCCUAGCACCUCUGCCCUCACCUCGCUGCCUACUGGCCUUGCAUUCCCUGCUGGCAUCAAGGACCUCUUGGCCCACUGGGGUCAGAGGGCACGAACACAGAGGGUCUGUCCUGAUCAGGUCGGUACCCCUGAUGGUCACCCCCAGAAGGGCUUCCUUUCCCAAUGAUCCUGAGCCGUCCACUUCCCCGCUCUCUUGGAUUAACGAAGUACAGCUCAGUUGGGCCCUCAAGAGUCACCCCAUGUUCACGCUCAGGGUUUGUGAGAAGUGACCUGCGUGCUUCCGUCGGAUGCAUUCAGUCCCUCCUUUUGAAUGUCAGUGUCCCUUAGACCCAACCUGUGCAGUUGUGUUCAUCUCAUUAAAGAUGCUUGAUGUAAUCAUUGGUUACUUUCCUUUUAUUUUCCCUCAGGCUUUUUCAUGAGUGCUAGUUUUUCUUUUUAACCUGUAUGGCUUUUUUUCCUCUUUAUUUUGUUCUGCUAUGAAUUGCUUUGCUUUGGUGAACUUGUCCUAGUAUGCUUGCCUCA